UCAGAGCGAGAGCCUGCGAAGAGAGCGAAGCUGAGGGAGACAGAGAGGUUUCGGUUUUGGCUGGUUUAUUCAAAGUCUCUCCCUUUCGCGUUCUGUCUCUGUUGCCUCCUCGUUUCUUAGGGUUUUCGAGACGAAGCCAAGAAGGGAAGAUAGAAAGGAUUGAAUGCAAUUGCUCGGGGAAUCGGCGGGGAUGGUUUCUGAUUCAGUCUCAAGCGCUUCGUCCCUUCCUUCGGUCCCCAUUUCCAAGGAUGUCGGCAAGAAGAAGAGGGCCAACAGGUCGGCUAAGUUGAAGCAAUGCAAGCUCGACGCCCGGCGGGAGCAGUGGCUUUCUCAGGUGAAGAAAAAAGAAGGAAAGGAGGCUUGGGACGGCUGUCAUGGGCAGCGAAAUGAGAGUUAUUGCUCGAUGGGCAAUGCGGACAUAACGAGGAUGGCAGAUGAGGAGCAUUGCAGACCAUUCAACCGAGAGAGAGAUUCGGAGUUUCGGGCGAACAGCCCUGUCGGUUUCAACGGUGCACUGGGCAAACAUGAAUCCCGGUCCAACUAUGGCGGGAGCAGCUGCAGCAGCAGCAGCAGCGCCGGUUGCUGUUCAGGGAGUAUUACAGAGGAGGAGGAUGGGGAUGAUGAGUGCUUGGAUGAUUGGGAAGCAGUGGCUGAUGCCUUGGCUGCCAAUGAAAACUGCAAGACUCCGCCCUUUGACCCAUCUCCGGAAGAGGUACCUAUUUGGAGAUCACAGUCUUGUGGUGUGAUCGCAAAUGAGUCUGAAAGAUCAACAUGCGAUAGUUUGACAACGGGUUCAAAGUUUGCUCUGGUGAAUUCCAGAGCAUGGAGACCCGACGAUGCUUUGCGGCCGCAGAGUCUGCCUAAUUUGCCGAAGCAACACUGUUGUUCCAAUCCAAAGUGGCGUCAUGGCGAUGGAGGAGUCCCCUGGUUUUGCUCGGGUGUCUUGACGGUGCCUACUUCUUGUCCCAUUUGCUGUGAAGAUUUGGACUUAACAGACUCUAGCUUCCUGCCUUGUUUUUGCGGGUUCCGUCUAUGUCUGUUCUGCCAUAAGAGGAUUCUCGAGGCGGAUUGCCGCUGCCCGGGUUGCAGAAGGCUAUACGAGCAGGAUCCUGCAAAAGCAGAGGGGAGUUUGCAAGGUGGCCUCCGAACUACCAGUUGACUCAUUUUGACAACAGCGCCAAGCGAAUUUGGUCUGUCCUUCUCUGAUGUCUGUUCAGCCUUUAACUAGGUUUAAGGUCUGAUUUUCAUGGACACACAUGUGGUUUUCGAGUGUCUGAGUUGAGUUGCUUCUCUCGAGAGUGAGUUUAAGGUUAUUCUUACCUGUAAGAAGCAUGUCCUGUUGCAGAGGACUCGUUUUGCUAUGUGAAUACGCGAGGUGAUACAGAAAUUUUCAAGAAGCAUCAAUGGGGUUCUUUCUUUUCA
Messenger RNA from Rhodamnia argentea, 1422 nucleotides. RefSeq lists its product as uncharacterized. NCBI's taxonomy places the organism in Eukaryota, Viridiplantae, Streptophyta, Magnoliopsida, Myrtales, Myrtaceae. Gene Ontology annotation, biological process: protein ubiquitination. Gene Ontology annotation, cellular component: CCR4-NOT complex. The transcript is spliced from 3 exons. The record is from RefSeq and is a predicted model, not a curated record. Gene Ontology annotation, molecular function: ubiquitin-protein transferase activity. The coding region runs from base 164 to 1159 and encodes 331 amino acids.